This is a messenger RNA of Physella acuta, 4834 nucleotides long. RefSeq lists its product as uncharacterized. NCBI's taxonomy places the organism in Eukaryota, Metazoa, Mollusca, Gastropoda, Physidae. The record is from RefSeq and is a predicted model, not a curated record.
CCUGGAAAGCCGAAACUAAUAUUUUUGUUGCACUUGUUUUUUCCACAGGCUGUUAGAAAACUAGUUUAGAUCUCACUCCAAAGUGAGUGCAUGAGCAUACUCCCUUUUGAAUUUGAGCAUUCCCGUAAUCAAAAUGAUUAAAUCAAGAGCUAUUGUGCUUGGAAGCAUUUCAGGAUUAGUUGUUCUUGGAGGUGUGGCUUUCGCUCUUCUUUUGUACUUCUUUGCUAACUUUUUUGAUGAUGCCAUAAAGAAAGAGGUCAAGUCAACUGAUUUCACAACAAAGUACUCAACUAGAGAAGAUUCUAAUGAUGAGAAAGAUUGGUCUGAAUCUUUUAAGAUUAUCCAAUCGUUUCCAUUUUGGGUUUUAGGCUUUCUAUACAUCAUUCCUGGGUGUUUAGGUGUUAUUGCUGCUUUAGUCCAGAACAAGUGCAUGUAUGUGACCUCCCUGGUGUUCUGUAUCCUGUCCCUGCUGGUGAUGGGUGCUCUGAUUGUCGUAUCUGGCCUAACAGUAGUCCUGCUUCUAUUUGGUGCAGCUAUAUUCUCAGCAUCCUGUGAAACUGUUGGUGACAACAAGUGCACAUGCAAGGGUCCAGAUGGUCAGGUGACUAGUUUCCAAGAGACAUGUGACACAUUUGAAACAAUCUAUGCCUUCAUCAUGUCCAUAUUUAUUGUGAUCAUCCUGGUUUGGGUAGCUCUGUUUGCACAGUUUAUUGUGUGCUGUUACCUCACUUGCUGUGCCAAGACCGUAUCCUCUGGUGGAGUUAUUUUGCAUCCUACCCAGCAACCCAUGCUGGCUACCAAUGAUUCCCAGCAGUAUGGGUCCCCCGCCUAUGGCUCUCAACCUAACGCCCCACUGCAGGAAUAUUACCCUCCUCAAACCAAUGCUUAGGUCUAGGACUGUCUACAAGCACACUGAAUCACCUUGACAACAACCACAAUGUUGGAAUACUGGAUGGAGUCGGCAGUACACAGUGUCAAGACGCUGAGGAUAAUGGUGGCAGUGUACCCUUACUAUGUACUAACCUUCAUUUACUGUAACUUUUGUUAAAGAGAGUAGGCUUUUCUUCUGUUGAUUGUUAGUCCUAGUUUGUUUAAUGCAAGAAUAUACAUUUAAUAUCACCAGUCUUUGUUUUCUGAAAACAUAUCUUAGAAAGGAAUAGCCUGUGUUUUAUAUAUAUAUAUAUUUAUAUAUAUAUGUAUAUCAAUCAUUCAAGCUACAGCCCUGGAAACUAAAAUGUACAACUAUGCCAGGGAUAAGUUUUUUUUUUCCUUUUAAUUGAAAUAAUUUUUUGUAUUUAAAAUUAUUGCUUACAGACGUGAAUUUUACUUUGUUGUGUGAUCAAUUUUUUGAGGUAUUUUCUCAACAUUUACAAAGGCAGAAUCUCUGUACAUUAAUUUUUUUUAUUAUUAAUCUCUUGUUUAACUAAUCAAUUUUUAAGCAUAAAAUAAUGUGUUCCUGUAUUUUAACAUUUGUAUUCCCCUUGAACCCCUGAAAUUGAUUCAUGGAGUUUGUUUCUUUAAGAUCUUUAGCUCCUUGCAGCUCAUAUCUUUAUACAAUCUUAUAGUGCCAUUCUGUUCUGUAAGAUACAACUUGUGCUUUUUAACUUGUAUAUACCAAGGUGUAUUUUCCUUUUUGUCUUACAUUUAUUAUGCAAUACACUGUGGUGUGGGUUUGUUUUUUUACAGUUGUGUUCUUUACAUUGCAAUAUUUAAAAAUACCUGGAGAGAAACUCCGGUUUUUUACUGUGUGAAGCCUAUAACAGUGCAUGGUCUAGAAUUAGAAAACAAGAUAUUUUGUCAUCUAUUUAAUGGCAUAAUCAUUCAUAGAAGAUCAUUUAUUAUACUUAUUGUUCUUAAAAAUGUAUUGUGUAUUUUUAACAUUUUUAAAGUUGUUAGUUAUGAAUGCAAUAAUCACAUUUGUGAUUAUUUGAAUGUGCUUUAAAUACUCUUUUAUCCUGAUUCUUAAUAUAAAGUAUUAUGGAAUGUAUACAUCCAUUUAUAAGAGGGUCAACCAUGCUUAUUUACAUAACAUACUCAUAGGCCCUCACACUUAAUUAAUUAAGUAAAUGUCCAUGUGACCUACCAUCAGAGGACAAUGCAAGUUAGUUUUAACACCACCUGCACAAGGGUAAGAUGGCACCAUGCCUGUACUGGCCAGGUACUUGCUCAAACUUGUCUCCUAAUUCUAUUUUAAUACAUUGUUUUUUUAAAGGCUAGGUCAAUGAAGUUACCAUUGUAGUGCAAUAACUGAGACUAUAGGGCAGGCCAGAUCAAACAGUCUAGUCUAUAAUCCAUUUUAUUUUUUACUCUACUAAUUUGGGCAGCUGAUUGUUGACUAAAUGUGAUAUAUCUUCAUGUAAUCUUGUGUAUACUUCUAGUCAUUGUCUACACUGUUGUACAUCUGAAUUUUUUUAUUUAUAUACAGUGAUGUAAUCCCAGCUCUAUUCUCUUGGUGACAUGUCUUGUAUUAAUUGCUUCUAUUUUUAGCACAGUUGUAAAGUGUCAGUAUUUUUAUUUUAAGCACAAUUGUAAAGUGUCAGCAUUUAAUUUUUUGAUAACUUUACUUUUUAUUUGGUAUUUGAAAUAUUGUUGUGAACUAAUGUGUAUUCAAUCCCUUGAGGGUAAGAAUGCUAAUCCAUUCAAAGCUCCUGAGAACCUAGUAACAAAUGGCUGUUGGACUAUUUUUAUACCCCUUGCAUCCAACAUCUUAAAAAAGGGUGGCAACGGUGAAAAAUCCCCCUUUAAAAUUUCAUACGGUUAAAUUUGUCAGAACUACAUUGAAUAUGUAAAUGAUAGAGAAAAUAACUAUUUGACUCUUCAAAUGUCAAUGUUUGAAGUUAACUGCUCCACCACACCACCCUAAGAGGUUGUGUCUACCUGCAAACCACUUUUGUACCCCAGGGAAUGUUUACAUAUUUAAUUAUUUAUGGAAAAGCAAUAUUUACAUGUGUGGUUUUUUUUUUACACAUUGUAAUUAUCAAUUUUGGGUGUAACUGUAUUAUUUUUUUACUCCUUGUUGGCACACAUUUACCUUCAAAAGGAAGAAAUUAAUAGAAAUGAAAGAGCUUGUAGUGGUGAAACAAUUUUUUCAUUGUUUUGUUCAAAGCGGACUCUAAUUUCUUGAAUCAAUUUCUUGACUGUUUAUGUCAACUAUUAUUUUGGUCCAUUUCCGUUAUAGAAAGGUGUAAUACAUAAUUAGCUUUGCAUUAGAAAGGUAGAGUGCAGCUACUUACCUCUCACAUGUACUUAAUGAACAGAUGGGGAAGUCAGUUGUACUUGGUUGACCACUCCACAGCUGUUGUGUAUGAACUCAUUGAAGUUACAUUGUUAAGUGGAGCAAAGCUUAUUCCCUUUUCUAUGCAACUGUAGGCUUGGUCUAGGGUUUGCUUUUUAUUUUAUUAGGGUCUUGUUGUAAGUUAUUUUAAAAUUAUACAUUAAUUUUUACAAGAAUGACCUCAAGCAUUCAGAUUAGGUGCCUGGGUGUACUUUUUGCAGUCAAUGAGCAAUACAGCAUACUCUACUUUUUUUUUUAAAACAAGUCAUUAAACCUUUCUAAUAAAGAAGAGCGUUUGACUUGAGAAAAGAUCAAAGCACAUUCAACUUGUUCAAUCAGUUAUAAAUGAAAGAGAAGAUAGUUGGACAGGGGCGUCUAUGCUGUUGCUUUCAGGCUGUUAUUAUUAUUUUAUACUGUUUGCUCAGUGCUAGCAUUAAGGCACAGACACGUUUAGUUAAAGAUGUUGUAAAACUAUUUUUGUUAUACUGUUUGCUCAGAGUUCAGACUUAGGUACACGUGUCUGACGCAACUGCUCAUUUGCUAAGUUUUUGUCUGUGCGUGAGCUAGCACAGUUAAUUAUUUUUUCAAAUCUAUCUGCAUGUUUAUCCUCAAGUAUUUUCUAAUACAUUUUGUAUCCAAUAAAGUUGGGCUUAUUUGCAAAAGUUUGAACAUACAAUUACAUUUUAUAUCCAAUACAGUUGGGCUGUUUUGCAAAAGUUUGAACAUACAAUUUCAUCAAAAUCAAACUAAACAAGUAAUCAAAACAUGUUUAGUUGUAAAGGCAUGAAAAGACUGCCAUUUUCUGUGGAGAGGUUUGGUGUUGUAGAAGAAAUGAUCUGUGCUGAAACAUGUUGCCUCUUGUGUGUGCUCUUACUGUCCUGUGUGUUCUAUAUCCAAAUAACACAUCUACCUGCUUGUUCAGAUACUUAGUGGAAGAAGUGACAUAUUUGUGAGUUACCUUUCCUUGCUUGAACAGAAUGAAAAAAAAAACUAAUUUUCUGAGGUCAGCUGACUAGUAAACCUAAUUUGUGCUAAUCCACAGCUGCAAACAUGUUAAAAUACCAAACACAGAAGUAAAGAUCAAUUCAAAAAAUGUAUACAUUUGUUUGGAGAAAAUGUGUACAUGAAUUAAUUCUAGUCAUCUUAAUGAUGAGAGAAAUUGAUCCCAGAAUUAGUACAUUUGUUUUUGUUUAGAUAAUUCAAUUACAGGCAGCGAAAUGACAUUUAGGUUUCAUCUUGAAGUUUUUAAGUGCUUAGUCCUUAGCUUUAUCUUCACCAUUGGGUGCCGUAUUUACAUUCUAAUGAUAUUAAAUUUUUCAUAUUUUUUAUAAGCAAUCUUAUUUUUUUUCUAUAGUAAUUGCAACUGUAAUUGUUUUCAAUGAUAUUGAGUGGCUAUAACUGUUUUCAAUGAUAUUGAGUGUCUACUUUAUCUUUCAAUACUCAUCUCAGUAUAACGCUUUUUGUGCUCCCGUGAAUUCUAGCGUGGACAUUUCAAUGUUAGCUACUGUCAGAGGUUUUUUUUAGCAACAAAUGUAAUAAAUGGGCUGUUGUAACGGUGAA